GUGGGGCGGCAAGAUGGCGGCGCUCAGCGCAGGGCGGACUGCGGUCACGGGCCUCCUGCGCGCCCCGCGCGGCUUCUGCCGGCCUCUGGGCGCCUCCGCCGCGCUGCAGCAGAUCCCGCGGGCCAAGUCAGAAAAUGCAAAGUCAGAGAGCACCUUCCAGGUCACCAUGCUGCCUGGGGACGGCGUGGGCCCGGAGCUGAUGCACGCCGUCAAGGAGGUGUUCAAGGCUGCCAGCGUGCCCGUGGUCUUCGAUGAGCACCACCUGAGUGAGGUGCAGAACAUGGCCUCGGAGGAGAAGCUGGACCAGGUGGUGGACUCCAUGAAGGAGAGCAAAGUGGCCCUUAUAGGCAAGAUCCACACCCCCAUGGAGUACAAGGGAGAGCUGGCUUCUUACGACAUGAGACUGAGGCGCAAAUUGGACUUGUUUGCAAACGUCGUCCACGUGAAGAGCCUGCCGGGCUAUAAGACACGUCACAACAACCUGGACCUCGUCAUCAUCCGUGAGCAGACGGAGGGGGAGUACAGCUCUCUGGAGCACGAGAGCGCCAAGGGGGUCAUCGAGUGCCUGAAGAUCAUCACCAGGGCCAAGUCGCAGCGCAUCGCCAAGUUCGCCUUUGACUACGCCACCAAAAAGGGCCGCUCCAAGGUGACAGCUGUGCACAAAGCCAACAUCAUGAAAUUGGGUGACGGGCUCUUCCUGCAGUGCUGUGAGGAAGUGGCAGAGCUCUACCCCAAGAUCAAGUUUGACACCAUGAUAAUUGACAACUGCUGCAUGCAGCUGGUGCAGAACCCCUACCAGUUCGACGUCCUGGUGAUGCCAAACCUCUACGGGAACAUCAUCGACAACCUGGCUGCCGGUUUGGUGGGCGGUGCAGGCGUGGUGCCCGGGGAGAGCUAUAGCGCCGAGUACGCCGUCUUCGAGAUGGGCGCCCGGCACCCCUUUGCCCAGGCCGUGGGCAGGAACAUCGCCAACCCCACGGCCAUGCUGCUGUCGGCCUCCAACAUGCUGCGGCACCUCAACUUGGAAUUCCACUCCAACUUGAUCUCGGACGCGGUGAAGAAGGUGAUCAAAGUCGGAAAAGUUCGGACGCGAGACUUGGGAGGUUACUGCACCACUUCUGACUUCGUCAAGUCUGUGAUUGACAACCUGCACCCCCACUAUGGUGCCUAGGAGCCCCACUCGCCCGCGGCGAGCCCUGGGACCUCACUGCGCCCUGCAGCGGCCUCCCCCACCGUAGUUUAAAGCCCCGCAGCCAUUCCUUCUCCUGCCCUCGCCCUGGGCCUCAGGGGAGGAGGGGGCUCUCCUCUUCCCCAGCCCAGUGCCCACCCGGAGCCCCGGUGGCCGCAUCUCCCUUCUCCCCACAGCCGAGCGGUGCCAGAGGAGGUGGCAGCCCCCAGGCACAUCCCAGGCAGGCAGCUCUGCACAGCAGCGGGACCCGGGGUCCUGCCGACGUCUUUCCGUGCUCCCAGAGGCUUUAGCAAUAAAUAGGACCCCAGGGCUGAGGCCCUGCGCUGGGGGUGUGCGAGGGCA
Lagopus leucura (white-tailed ptarmigan) is the source of this 1531-nucleotide messenger RNA. RefSeq names its product isocitrate dehydrogenase (NAD(+)) 3 non-catalytic subunit beta (gene IDH3B). The transcript is spliced from 12 exons. Gene Ontology annotation, molecular function: magnesium ion binding; NAD binding; oxidoreductase activity, acting on the CH-OH group of donors, NAD or NADP as acceptor. The record is from RefSeq and is a predicted model, not a curated record. Bases 14 to 1171 code for a protein of 385 amino acids. Gene Ontology annotation, cellular component: mitochondrion. NCBI's taxonomy places the organism in Eukaryota, Metazoa, Chordata, Aves, Galliformes, Phasianidae. Gene Ontology annotation, biological process: tricarboxylic acid cycle; isocitrate metabolic process.